Messenger RNA from Oncorhynchus gorbuscha (pink salmon), 3618 nucleotides. It is a transcript of the gene dmd, whose product is annotated as dystrophin. NCBI's taxonomy places the organism in Eukaryota, Metazoa, Chordata, Actinopteri, Salmoniformes, Salmonidae. The record is from RefSeq and is a predicted model, not a curated record. Gene Ontology annotation, molecular function: protein binding; zinc ion binding. Gene Ontology annotation, cellular component: plasma membrane. The coding region runs from base 12 to 3497 and encodes 1161 amino acids. The transcript is spliced from 29 exons. Gene Ontology annotation, biological process: synaptic signaling.
CACUGGGGGACAUGGAGCGACGGCGCCCCCAGCUGGAGGGUCAGCUGACUGCAGCUCAGAACCUAAAGAACAAAACCAACAACCAGGAGACACGAGCUGCUAUCAGCGACCGCAUUGACAGGUUGCAGACCCACUGGGAAGAGUCACAGGGCAGACUGGCUGAUAGACAUCAACAGCUACAGAACAUGCUGCAGGACUCCUCUGAUUGGUUGGACGCCAGGAAGGAGGUUGAACCUCUCAUCAAACGAGCCAAUGACAAGCUGGAGUCGUGGCAGGAUAUUUCCUACACCAUGGAUGCUCUGAAGAAGCAAAACACUGACCUCAAGCUGUUUGUGAAGGAGCUGCACCAGUGGCAGGGUCAGGUGGACGUGACCAAUGACCUGGCAGGGAAGCUGUUAACCCUUUACUCUACCGACCACACACACAAGGUCACACAGAUGACCGACGCCACGAACGUUACCUGGGAGCACAUCAACAAACGUGUUGGGGACCGUGAGGUGGCUCUGUCAGCUGCUCUGAGGCUGUUACAGCAGUUCUACCUGGACCUGAAGGAGUUCCUCAACUGGCUGACGGAGGCAGAGACCACCUGUAACGUCCUGCUGGACGCCUCACACAAGGAGAGGCUGCUGGAAGACCCUGAGGCUGUACGACACCUGCUGGGGCAGUUCCAGGACCUUCAGGGGGAGAUAGAUGGCCACACAGAACUGUACCACUCUCUGGAUGAGAAUGGUCAGCGUAUCGUGACCUCCCUGACUGGCUCAGACGAUGCCGUACUCCUACAGAGCCGCCUGGACAACAUGGGCCAGCGCUGGGACGAGCUCCGCAGCAAAACCAUGAGUAUGAGAUCUCACCUGGAAGGGGAAAUGGCUCCAUGGAAGAGGAUACACAUGACCCUUCAGGAGCUGAUAGCCUGGCUGCAGAUGAAGACUGACCUGCUGGAGCAGGAACCACCAGUAGGGGGCGACGUCCCUGCUGUGCAACAACAGCUGGACACACACAGGAGCUUCAGGAGAGAUCUGAGGGCCAAGGGCCCGGUGGUUAACGGGGCUCUGGACCAGGUUCAGAUCUUCCUGUCUGAACUGCCUGCUGAGAGGGAGCCUCAGCCUGUCCAGAGAGACAUCAGUCCAGAGGAGCGUGCCCAGAACGUGGGGCGUGUCCUGCGAAAGGAAGCAGAGGAUGUGACGUCUGGGUGGGAGGGGCUUAACGAGGAGGCCGCUGAUUGGCAGAGGAGGCUGGAGCUGGCUCUGGAUAGGCUGUUGGAGCUUCAGAAGGCCCAGGACCAGCUGGAGCUGAGGCUGAGCCAGGCUGAGAUGGUGAAGGAGGCCUGGGAGCCUGUAGGAGACCUGCUCAUAGACUCACUACCUGAACACAUCGACAGGGUCAAGGCGUUCCAGGCAGAGAUAGCUCCUAUCAAAGACGAUGUGAGUCACGUCAACAACCUGGCCUCUACCUUCGGCCCUCCUGACCUCGUCCUCUCACGACCCAACCUGGACAGACUGGAUGACCUCAACACACGCUGGAGGAUGCUACAGAUCUCCAUCAAAGACCAUCUGAAGCAGCUGACAGAUGCUCAGAGGGACUUUGGCUCUCUGCAGGGUUCUGUUCAAGGUCCAUUUGAGCAGGCGGUCUCCCCCAAUAACGUGCCCUACUACAUCAAAGAGAAAACACCAGAAGUCCUGGCCCAGACCAUCUAUGACCACCAGACACAGACAACAUGCUGGGACCAUCCCAAGAUGGCCGACCUCUACCAGUCUCUGGCCGACCUGAACAACGUGCGUUUCUCAGCCUACCGGACAGCCAUGAAGCUGAGACGCCUGCAGAAAGCUCUGUGUCUGGACCUCCUGGGUAUGCCCGCAGCGUGUGAGGUCUUUGAGCAGCAUGGCCUGAAGCAGAAUGAGCAUCUGAUGGACAUCAUGCAGGUGAUGACGUGUCUGACCAGCCUGUAUGAGAAACUGGACCAGCAGCAUGGGAACCUGGUCAACGUCCCGCUGUGUGUCGACAUGUGUCUCAACUGGCUGCUCAAUGUUUAUGACACAGGAAGAAGUGGAAAAAUCAGAACUCUGUCCUUCAAAACCGGCAUCAUCUCACUCUGCAAAGCACACCUGGAGGACAAAUACAGAUUCCUGUUCCGCCAGGUAGCCAGUGCAACAGGGUUCUGUGACCAGCGGAGGCUGGGUCUUCUCCUCCAUGACUCCAUCCAGAUCCCCCGUCAGCUGGGAGAGGUGGCCUCCUUCGGGGGCUCCAACAUCGAGCCCAGCGUCCGCAGCUGCUUCCAGUUUGCCAAUAACAAGCCAGAGCUGGAAGCUGCGAUGUUCCUGGACUGGAUGCGUCUGGAGCCUCAGUCGAUGGUGUGGCUGCCUGUCUUACACCGUGUGGCGGCUGCUGAGACAGCCAAACACCAGGCCAAGUGUAACAUCUGCAAGGAGUGUCCUAUCAUCGGCUUCAGGUACCGAAGCUUAAAGCAUUUUAACUAUGACAUCUGCCAAAGCUGCUUCUUCUCUGGUCGUGUGGCUAAGGGACACAAGAUGCAAUACCCCAUGGUGGAGUACUGUACACCGACCACGUCAGGGGAGGAUGUGAGGGACUUUGCCAAGGUACUGAAAAACAAAUUCAGGACCAAACGAUACUUCGCUAAGCACCCCCGUAUGGGCUACCUCCCUGUGCAGACCAUCCUGGAGGGGGACAACCUGGAGACUCCCGUAACUCUGAUCAACUUCUGGCCGGUAGAUCAUGCGCCUGCGUCCUCCCCCCAGCUUUCCCAUGACGACACCCAUUCACGCAUCGAGCAUUACGCCAGCCGGUUAGCUGAAAUGGAGAACCGUAAUGGAUCUUAUCUGAAUGACAGUAUCUCACCCAAUGAGAGCAUUGAUGAUGAACACCUGUUGAUUCAGCACUACUGUCAGAGUCUGAACCAGGGCUCUCCCCUCAGCCAGCCACGCAGCCCCGCCCAGAUCCUCAUCUCCAUGGAGAGUGAAGAGAAGGGGGAGCUGGAGAGGGUGCUCAACGACCUGGAGUCAGACAACAGGAAGCUACAGGCGGAGUAUGACAAGUUGAAGAAGGCCCACGACCACAAGGGUCUGUCCCCACUCCCCUCACCCCCGGAGAUGCUGCCCGCUUCGCCCCAGAGCCCACGGGACGCCGAGCUGAUCGCUGAGGCCAAACUGCUGAGGCAGCACAAAGGACGGCUGGAGGCUCGCAUGCAGAUCCUGGAGGACCAUAACAAACAACUGGAGUCACAGCUACACCGGCUCAGACAGCUACUGGAACAGACUGACUCCAAGGUGAACGGUACAGCCCUGUCCUCUCCCUCCACCUCGUCCCAGCGCUCUGACACCAGUCUGCCUCUGAUGCGUGUAGCAGGCAGCCAGACUACAGAGACCAUGGGUGACGAUGAGCUGUCGAGUCCGUCCCAAGAUGCAUUGGGGCUAGAGGAGGUGAUGGAGCAGCUAAACAACUCCUUCCCCCACAGCCAAGGAGGUCGAAGGGGAAACCAUUGAGAGGACUGAGUGUAGGCAGUCUGUUCCACAUGGCAGACGACCUGGGUCGAGCCAUGGAGUCAUUGGUCAACGUGAUGACGGACGAACAGAGUGGCGAGUAGCGGAAGACGAGGGCCCGCCC